Zophobas morio is the source of this 803-nucleotide messenger RNA. RefSeq names its product glutaredoxin 3. The transcript has 3 exons. Gene Ontology annotation, biological process: intracellular iron ion homeostasis. Gene Ontology annotation, cellular component: nucleus; cytosol. The record is from RefSeq and is a predicted model, not a curated record. The coding region runs from base 139 to 765 and encodes 208 amino acids. NCBI's taxonomy places the organism in Eukaryota, Metazoa, Arthropoda, Insecta, Coleoptera, Tenebrionidae.
AACGUUGGUAACACAAACCCAAAGACAAGCUAACCGCGAUCUGUCAUUCGCAUAACCUGCAGCUUAAAACCCGUCAAAAGUUACCAAAAAUUCGUUAAUUGCACCAUUUUAAGACCCAGAUUCCACAAAAGAACAAAAAUGCCGACUUCACUAUCCAGUACCGCGGAAUUUAACGACGCAAUCAAAAGCUCAGACCUAAGCGUAGUCCACUUCGCCGCCGACUGGGCCGAACAGUGCGGCCAAGUCGACGACUUCCUCCACGCCAUGUCCAAGCGCCCCGAAUAUUCCAAUGUGCACUUCUACACAUGCCAAGCCGAAAACCUCGACGCGGUGGCCGCCAAGUACACAAUCACAGCCGUACCCACGGUCCUGCUGUUCCGGUGGAACGCGUUGCUUGACCGGGUGAACGGAGUGGACCCCUCUAAAAUCGCCGAAACAGUGAAAAAAUUCAUUCCGAAAGUACCGCUUGAAGAGCGUCUCAAAGCGCUCAUAAAUAGGUCUCCUGUUAUGGUUUUUAUGAAGGGGGAUCGGCUCGCCCCGAAGUGUGGGUUUAGUGGUAAAUUGAUAGGUUAUUUGGAGGGUUUGGAUGCGACGUACGACACUUUUGAUAUAUUGACGGACGACGAGGUGCGUCAAGGGUUGAAGACUUACUCGGACUGGCCGACGUACCCCCAGCUUUACAUCAAGGGGGAGCUGAUCGGUGGUGUGGACAUUGUCAAGGAGUUGAUGGUGUGCGGGGAUUUGGCUGAUAUGUUGAAAGUUUAAGGUUUGUGUUAGUCUGAUUAAUAAAGUCAUCACGUUGA